AACACCUUGAUUAUAGAUUUGUUAAACAAAGAAGAAAUGUCCACACCUUAAACCAUAAUUUUAGAAUUUUCUUCUCUACCACUUGUGUCAUUUUUGUUGAAAUUUCUUUUGUACUUGAGUAGAAAAAUAUCUAGGCAGAAACUGGUACAAUUUUUGCUUCAGGACAAACUGCAAUUAUUAGCAAGGAGAAAAAUAGUUACGUACCUAAAAUUCGGAUCACAAUCACAUUUCUACUGUACAGUUGGCGAUAUUCUUUGGUUAAAUACCCUCUCUUCUUUCAUAUUUUCCAAUCUCGACUUCCCCAGAGCUUCUGGUAGCGCUUCCAGUAGCACAGCCGAGACAGUGACUGAUAAAGGCAGAGAAAGGGAGGGAGAAUGGAGAAAGAAACCAUGGAAAUUAAAGAAAAAACAAGUUCUGCGAAUGAAGAAGAAACUGAGAUCAAUUACAGAGGAAUUAAGGCCAUGCCUUUCAUUAUAGGGAAUGAGACCUUUGAAAAGCUUGGAGCCAUUGGCACCCUACACAACCUGCAAGUUUAUUUAACUACUGUUUUCAACAUGAAAAGAAUUACUGCAACAACUCUCAUUAAUGUCUUCAAUGGUACCACAAAUUUUGCUACCUUACUUGGAGCUUAUUUUUGUGAUACUUAUUUCGGUCGAUACAACACGCUCGGAUUUGGCUCGAUUGCCUCCUUUCUGGGAUUGCUGCUGAUAACUUUUACAGCAGUUUUUAAAAAGUUACAUCCACCCCAUUGUGGAGAAGACGAUAGUCGAUGUAUAGGACCGACGCCGGGCCAAAUGGCCUUUUUGUUAACUGGUUUCGUGUUCAUGAUAAUCGGGGCGGGCUCGAUUAGGCCAUGUAACUUGGCAUUUGGAGCUGAUCAGUUCAAUCCCAAUACAGAAUCAGGAAAGAGAGGAAUUGACAGUUUCUUCAACUGGUAUUUCUUCACUUUAACUUUUGCUCAGAUGGUAUCAGUUACACUGGUGGUUUAUGUUCAAUCUGAUGUGAGUUGGCCUAUUGGAUUGGCAAUUCCUACUAUUUUUAUGCUCGUUUCGUGUUUUCUCUUCUUCAUCGGCACGAAAAUUUAUGUGAGGGUGAAGCCCGAGGGAAGCCCGUUGACGAGUAUAGCCCGAGUACUUGUGGUUGCCUGCCGGAAGAGGCGACUGAAAUUGGCCGAGCAGCAGCCGUGGCGGCACCUCUUCAACUAUACUCCAUUGAAGUCUAUCAAUUCUAAGCUUCCUUAUACACAGCAAUUCAGAUUUCUUGACAGAGCUGCAAUCAUAACUCCAGAAGACCAAAUCAAACCAGAUGGAUCAGUUGCCAAUCCUUGGAGACUCUGCAGCAUGCAGCAAGUAGAAGAAGUAAAAUGUGUACUGCGUGUAAUUCCCAUAUGGGCUGCAGCCAUUCUAUACCAUGUUGGUGAAAAACAGCAAUACUUAGUCUUCCAAGCAAUGCAAUCCAACAGGCACCUUGGCAGUACAAGUUUUCAAAUCCCACCAGCAACUUAUGGUAUAUUCUCCAUGUUAAGUCUCAGCAUUUGGGUACCUAUAUACGACCGACUCGUGGUCCCGUUUCUCCGAAGGGUUACGAAGAAAGAAGGUGGUAUAACCGUCCUUCAACGAAUGGGAAUCGGGAUUUUUUUGACAAUACUCGAGUCUAUCGUGGCCGGCUUGGUCGAACAACAUCGACGAAAUUUGGCGAUAACUAGGCCAACCCCUGGAAUUCAUUCAAAACGAGGGGACGUUUCGCCAAUGUCGGCACUAUGGUUGGUUCCACAACUAUCUUUAGCAGGACUAGCAGAGGCAUUUGCAGCAAUUGGGCAAGUUGAAUUUUUCUAUAAACAGUUCCCAGAAAAUAUGAGAAGUAUUGCUGGAUCAUUUUUCUUUUGUGGGAUGGCUGCAGCAAGUUAUUUGAAUGGUUUCUUAAUUGCAUUAGUGCACAGAACAACUGAAGGAUCAUCAACUGGAAAUUGGCUACCUGAAGAUCUCAACAAAGGAAGAUUGGAUUAUUUUUACUACCUUAUUGCUGUUUUGUGUGGCUUAAAUUUGUGCUACUUUCUAGUUUGUGCCAAGUGGUAUAGGUACAAGGGGACUGGAAGUAGCAUUGCUGCUGUUGAAAUGGAGGCAACAGAAAUUGACAAAGCUUUAGUCUAAGGACUAGAUUAACUCGUUCAAUAAGAUAUGUUGUACCGCAUUGGACGGACGGUAUUAGAAAUGUGUUAGAGUACACGAAACAUUAGCAAAUAAUUUAUGUUUGUAGACUAGUUUUAUGAUAGGGAGCAUCAUAAAUUAUGUUUCUUAUGCUAUCUAUUGAGAUAAGUAACAAUAGUUAGCAUUAAAUAUGAUUAUGUGAAGAAAGUAUGCAUUAGAUGUGCAGAAUGUUGUAAUGUAAUCAGGAUGUUUCCAGUAACAAAAACUCUUACACUGAUG
This is a messenger RNA of Olea europaea var. sylvestris, 2426 nucleotides long. RefSeq names its product protein NRT1/ PTR FAMILY 2.11-like. NCBI's taxonomy places the organism in Eukaryota, Viridiplantae, Streptophyta, Magnoliopsida, Lamiales, Oleaceae. The record is from RefSeq and is a predicted model, not a curated record. Gene Ontology annotation, cellular component: plasma membrane. Gene Ontology annotation, molecular function: transmembrane transporter activity. The transcript has 4 exons. Bases 375 to 2150 code for a protein of 591 amino acids. Gene Ontology annotation, biological process: transmembrane transport.